Molecule: messenger RNA, 783 nt
Organism: Colletotrichum graminicola M1.001
Lineage: Eukaryota; Fungi; Ascomycota; Sordariomycetes; Glomerellales; Glomerellaceae
Product: ATP synthase subunit
Exons: 2
Coding region: 1-783 (260 amino acids)
Biological process (GO): proton transmembrane transport
Cellular component (GO): proton-transporting two-sector ATPase complex, catalytic domain
Molecular function (GO): proton-transporting ATPase activity, rotational mechanism
Source: RefSeq, a predicted model, not a curated record
AUGUCGCACCAACCUUUGACCGACGACCAAGGGGGUGACGGACAGGUCAGUCAGGAGCUCCGAAAGAUGACAGCGUUCAUCAAACAGGAGGCGAUGGAGAAGGCCCGCGAGAUCGAGAUCAAGGCCAACGAGGAGUUCGCAAUCGAAAAGUCCAAGCUCGUCCGCCAGGAGACGGACGCCAUCGACAGCCAGUACGAGAAGAAGUUCAAGCAGGCCCAGAUGUCCCAGCAGAUCACCCGCUCCACCGCCUCCAACAAGACGCGCCUCAAGGUCCUCGGCGCCCGCCAGGAGCUCCUCGACAAUAUCUUUGAGGACGCCCGCAAGAAGCUGUCCUCCGCCACAAAGGACAAGGGCAAGUACCAGGCUACCCUCAAGAACCUGAUCAUCGAGGGCCUCUACGCCCUCGCCGAACCCGAGGUCGUAAUCCGCGCGCGGAAAGCCGACUUUGAUGUCGUCAAGAAGGCCAUUGAGGACGCCGUCAAGGAAUACAAGAAGGAGGUCGGCAAGGACACGUCCGCCAAGAUUGACGAGCCCAACCCUCUGCCAGCGGAGAGGCAUGUUUCACCCCCCCGCCUUCUCACGUACUUAUCACUGUGCCCGCAGGAACAGAAGCUAACGAAGAUGAAAAACAGCGCCGGUGGUGUAUUCAUCGUAGGCGGAAAGGGAAAGAUCGAAAUCAACAACACAUUCGAGGAACGCCUAAACAUCCUCCAGGACACCGGUCUGCCGGCCGUCCGCGAGACUCUGUUUGGAAAGAACCCCAACCGCAGGUUCACUGAUUAA